Molecule: messenger RNA, 249 nt
Organism: Thecamonas trahens ATCC 50062
Lineage: Eukaryota; Apusomonadida; Apusomonadidae
Exons: 2
Coding region: 1-249 (82 amino acids)
Source: RefSeq, a predicted model, not a curated record
AUGGCCACAGCCUCGGGCCAUGCCUCUGCACUCUCCACAGCCUCGCACACAUUCAGCUGCCUCCGUGCCAUAGCCGGUGUGGUUGUGGUUGUGGUUGUGGUUGUGGUUGUUGUCGCUGGGACUGGUGGCAGUCCGUUUCCGUCGAUUCCGUCGAUUCUGUCGAUUCCGUCGAUUCUGUCGAUUCCGUCGAUUCCGUCGAUUCCGUCGAUUCCGUCGAUUCCGUCGAUUCCGUCGAUUCCGUCGAUUUGA